UAAAAAAUCUUAUUGGUUGACAGAAAAAUGACAGAGCAUGUCAAUUUGUUAUGUGCAAACCAUAUUUUAAAACGUUGUAACAUAAAAUACACGCUAAAACCAAAAUGUCAGUAACCAAAAAAAUACAUUUGUAAUCAAACUUUUCCAGUGUAUUUAACUACACGGUACACGUUUUGCGAAACGGUUUUUAUUCAAUUUUAACAGCAGCGACACAAGCUACCAAUUGCCGCCCAGUUCCCUUUCAGUUACCAGGUGGAUUAUGUUAAUAUGCAACGCGCCCAUGUCUGCAGCUACCAUUCCGAGCCUGUCCCAUCAGCGUAACCCCUGGAGACCCAUGACCUGCGAGCACCGCGUGAUCAGCUGAAGGCGGGAGAGCUCUGCGCGAAGGACCCGUGGAGGAGUCGUCAUGGAGACCAAGCAGGAAGUGGCCCCCGUGUGGAGCCAGCCCCCUGACAACGAGGCCAGCGGUGCCACUCAGGUGCACUUUGAGGGGGGCACGGUGGCUCAGAUUGUGUACAGCGGGGAGCAGCAGGAGCGGGGGCCCCAGCAGGUGGUCUACGCCGCCGACGGCAGCUCCUACGCGUCGGUGGAGUCGGCGGAGCACACGCUGGUCUACAUCCACCCGGCCGACGGAGCACAGUUCACAGACCAGCCCCAGCUGGCUUACAUACAGCAGGAUGGCACCACGCAGCAGGUGACCGUGCUGCUGCCCAGCGGCCAAAACAUGAACGCUGCCAAUCUGCAUGUGCUCAGUAACGUGGCGGAAGCCCCCCAGGCCUUGCUGGAACCUGUGUCCCAGGUGCCUCCUUCCGUGUCCGGGUCCUCCUUGCCCACCAUGGCCGGGUCCUCCGUCGGCCACCUGGGGCCCCUGGGGGCCGGCGACUCGGCCCUGGACUCUGAGGAGGACGACGAGGACGACGAGGCGGACGACUCGGAGCUGGACGACUGGGACCUGGGAACCCCGAGACCCUUCAACCCUCAGGACCUGUGGUGUGAGGAGUGUAACAACGCGCACCCCUCGGUGUGUCUGAAGCACGGGCCCCUGCACCCCAUCCCCAAUCGGCCGGUGCUGUCCAAGGCGCGGGCCAGCCUGCCGCUGGUGCUGUACCUGGACCGCUUCGCGUCCGGGGUCUACUCCAAGCGCCGCAUCCCCAAGCGCACGCAGUUCGGCCCCGUGGAGGGGCCCCUGGUGCGCCAGGGCGAGCUGCGGGACGACUACAUCCACCUGAAGGUGUGCAUGCUGGAUACGCCCAAAGACGUGGAGCAGAGGGACGACACGUGGGUGGAGCUUUCGGACGAGGAGCGCUGCAAUUGGAUGAUGUUCGUCCGGCCCGCCCAGAAUCACCUGGAGCAGAACCUGGUGGCCUAUCAGUACGGAGCGGACAUCUACUACACCACCAUCAAGAACAUCCAGCCCAAGCAGGAGCUCAGGGUCUGGUACGCUGCCUCAUAUGCAGAGUUCGUCAACCAGAAGAUUCAUGACAUCACGGACGAGGAGAGGAAAGUCAUGCGGGAGCAGGAGAAGAACUGGCCGUGCUACGAGUGCAACCGGCGCUUCAUGAGCUCCGAGCAGCUGCAGCAGCACCUCAACAUGCACGACGACAAGCUCGACUUCGUCACCAGGGGGAAGGGGCGGGGCCGGGGGCGGGGCAGGCGGCGCUUCGGCACGGGCAGGAGGCCGGGGCGCCCGCCCAAAUUGCUGCGCCCCGAAAUCUCCGUGGAGAUCAGCGAGGACCGCACACAGGACAUGCUGGGAUUUUCGGCGAAGGGCCCGUACGCGGAGGGGCCGGACGGGGCCCUGAACGGGCUGAGGGACAUGGACCUGGGGUCCCAGGGCGGGGUCCCCGGCACCCCCACGGCCAGCCGGGACGAGCACGGGGAGCUGCCCCCCAGCAGCGAGCUGGCCCCCCUCACCGACUCCCCGGAGCCCCCCCAGUCCAUCGCCGACCCCCCCGAGUCCCCGAAGGAGGACGCGGCCCACGGGAACACGCCCGACCCCCACCUCACCCCCGAGGACAUGAGGCGCGCCCGCCGGAUACGGAUGGAUCUGCAGAACGCGGCGCUGCAGCACCUCUUCAUCAGGAAGUCCUUCCGGCCCUUCAAGUGCUCGCAGUGCGGCAAGGCCUUCCGCGACAAGGACAAGCUGGACCAGCACCUGCGCUACCACGGCCGCACCAGCGCCUGCCCGCUCACCUGCCACGUCUGCGACAAGGGCUUCCUCAACAGCGCCGCCCUGGAGGCGCACAUGCGCCUGCACGCCGACCAGAAGACCUACUCCUGCCUCUUCUGCGCCGAGUCCUUCGACCGCCUGGACCUGCUCAAGGAGCACGUGGCCGUGCACCUGGUGGACGGGCGCUUCAGCUGCCCCUCCUGCAAGAAGCGCUUCGCCGACUUCAUCCAGGUGAAGAAGCACGUGCGCAGCUUCCACUCGGAGAAGACCUUCCAGUGCACGGAGUGCGACAAGGCCUUCUGCAGGCCCGACAAGCUGCGUCUGCACAUGCUCCGCCACUCGGACCGCAAGGACUUCCUCUGCUCCACCUGCGGCAAGCAGUUCAAGCGGAAGGACAAGCUGCGGGAGCACAUGCAGCGCAUGCACAACCCCGAGCGCGAGGCCAGGAAGGCCGACCGCGUGCACCGCUCCAAGACGCUCAAGCAGAAGGUCCCCACCACCGACAUCGAGAGCUUCAUGUUCAAGUGCCGGCUGUGCAUGAUGGGAUUCCGCCGGCGAGGGAUGCUGGUGAACCACCUCUCCAAGCGACACCCGGAGAUGAGGAUCGAGGAGGUUCCUGAGCUCACCCUCCCCAUCAUCAAGCCCAACAGAGACUACUUCUGCCAGUACUGUGACAAGGUGUAUAAGAGCGCCAGUAAGAGGAAGGCUCACAUCCUGAAGAACCACCCGGGGGCGGAGCUGCCCCCCAGCAUCCGUAAGCUCCGCCCCGCGGGCCCCGGGGAGCCCGACCCCAUGCUCAGCACCCACACCCAGCUGACGGGCACCAUCGCCACGGCGCCCGUCUGCUGCCCGCACUGCGCCAAGCAGUACAGCAGCAAGACUAAGAUGGUGCAGCACAUCCGGAAGAAGCACCCGGAGUUUGCCCAGGUGGCCAACAGCAUCCAGGCCCCGCUGGCCACCGCCGUCAUCAGCAGCGCCCCGGCCGUCAUCACCGCCGACGGCACCGCCGCGGAGGCAGUGGUGACCACAGACCUGCUGACCCAGGCCAUGACGGAGCUGUCCCAGACGCUGACCACCGACUACCGCGGCGCCCAGGGGGACUACCAGCGCAUCCAGUACAUCCCCGUCUCGCAGGCAGGGGGCGCUCUGGGGCAGCCGCAGCACAUCCAGCUCCAGGUCGUCCAGGUGGCGCCUGCGCCCUCUCCCCAGAGCUCCCAGCAUUCCACGGUGGACGUGAGCCAGCUGCACGACCCCGGCAGCUACGGCCAGCACUCCAUCCAGGUGCAGCACAUCCAGGUGACGGAGGCCGCCGGGCAGGGCACCGCCCAGGUCACAGGUCAGGCUCUGAGCCCCUCCUCCCAGCAGGUGUCCCAGGAGCUUAGCCCCACCCAGCUGGUCCCGGUGACCCUCGCCCAGGGCAACGCCCUGCAGACCACCUCCUCCCAGCAGGGGGCGGUGCAGCACACGUACCUGCCGGGGAACUGGAACUACAGGAGCUACCCCUCGGAGAUCCAGAUGAUGACUCUGCCCCACGCCCAGUAUGUGAUCACAGAGGCAGGAGCCCCGGUGACCGGUGUCAACAGCAGCCAGGUGAAAACGACGCACUACGUGAUCUCCGAGGGACAGGCGGAGCUGGACCCCAAAGUGGGCCAGGCCCCGUCCCAGGUGCACCCGGACCAGCUGGAGCAGCAGGCCUCCGACCCGCAGGCCCCCACCCAGUACAUCAUCACCACCACCACCAACGGCAAUGGAUCCAGCGAGGUCCAGAUCACCAAACCGUGACCCGGCACCCGGUGAACCUCCCCUGGGCCCGUCGGGCGACCCGGUCUAGACUGCGCACGCACAAACGUUCUUCCCCUUGGGCGGUGAUGAUGGAGAUGGAGGAGGAGGAGGUGGAGGUGGAGGCCAGCCAGACAUUUGGCUGAAAGCUGCAUCACAGCUAAUGGCCAAUACUGGUGUGACUCACCAGUAACAGUGGAAGAAAAGUGGAUUUCGCACAAAAUUACAGGACUGAUAUAUUUUUCCCUUUUUUUCCCCAGAGGCAACUGAGUUCGUAACAGUCUCACAAUACUGUGAACGGGUGUGUUUAUUUUUUUUUUAGAACACUGGAACGUCCACGUCGGUUGCGCUCUCCCUCCAGAAUGACUGAAAACGGACACAGACGGAAGUUGCUCUCGCGGGCGAAUCCCUCCUCCCUAAAAACACACCCUCCUCUGUGCUUAAAUAAUACUUAAAAUGGUCUCUUGCAGACUUAUCUCCAGCAUACUGUAUUUCUGAAGCACCAUUGUCGUGAAAAAACUAUUUCACAUUUGUACAUUUGAGCUUUUUACAAAACGAAUAAUUAUUGUUUAUGAGCUGUUUUAAUUUGAUUUUUUAAAAUUGAUUUAUUAUUUAACAUAGUCCAAGCGAUGAAAGAAUGAACCUGCGCACAGUGUUCGUAUUGUUGCGUUUAAAAAAAUAAACAUACUGUCAGAGCUUACCCAGCUAGCAAUCUGUUCUCACAGCGAUGCUAGAAUGUAUCGUCAAUGUUAUAACAUUGCUGCUACAUCGCAGCGAUAUUGUGAGAACGUUUUGUGUUAGCCUGCUACUCAGUCAACUCCUAAAUCAAGAGAAGAGGUACGAUCUGUGAGCGAGUGAAUAAAGCACAAGGUUGCCUGUUUUGGGAUGUAGAUUGAUAUUUGAAGAGUUACGCAGAACAGGGUUUUAUACAUUCCCUCAACACUCUCAUAGUGCCAAAUGAUAUAACAACUGGUGACGGCCUAGUGCUUUUUUUUUUUUUUUUUUUAGAAAGUGUUUGGAACCCAGCGUUUGGACUGAAAACCUGCAAAUCUUGCUUAAGAAAGCUUAGGAUGAUACGCCUUCGAACAUCGAUGUCUGAUUGUUGCGAUUUUCCAAAAAUACACUUUACCCGUUUUGCUUUUACUGCACACACAAAACUGUUGGCACAUUUCACUGAGCCCUGCUAAGUGUGUGAUGUGCUGUAACACGUGUGACCUUGAGCGCCACCUGUUCAGCGUCUCCAGAGGGAAGAGGUUAUUUGUACAAUUUCUGCGAUGGUGACGGAGCAAAAUGAGCUUGUAUAAAUAAGAAACUACAUUAUAAUAAAUGUCUCCUUUCUGUACAGUGGUAUACAGGUGCAGUCGUCCCAUUGUUGUAUGUGACAUUGAGAAAUUGAACAAAUAAAUAAUUUUAUAUCCACUCAUA
Messenger RNA from Anguilla anguilla (European eel), 5374 nucleotides. RefSeq names its product PR domain zinc finger protein 10-like. Gene Ontology annotation, cellular component: cytoplasm; nucleus. Bases 407 to 3952 code for a protein of 1181 amino acids. Lineage: Eukaryota; Metazoa; Chordata; Actinopteri; Anguilliformes; Anguillidae. The transcript is spliced from 24 exons. The record is from RefSeq and is a predicted model, not a curated record. Gene Ontology annotation, molecular function: histone deacetylase binding; DNA-binding transcription factor activity; RNA polymerase II cis-regulatory region sequence-specific DNA binding. Gene Ontology annotation, biological process: regulation of transcription by RNA polymerase II; cell fate commitment.